Messenger RNA from Gasterosteus aculeatus aculeatus (three-spined stickleback), 3884 nucleotides. It is a transcript of the gene jak2b, whose product is annotated as Janus kinase 2b. Gene Ontology annotation, biological process: cytokine-mediated signaling pathway; growth hormone receptor signaling pathway via JAK-STAT; cell differentiation. Gene Ontology annotation, cellular component: cytoskeleton; membrane; cytosol. Gene Ontology annotation, molecular function: histone binding; growth hormone receptor binding; non-membrane spanning protein tyrosine kinase activity. NCBI's taxonomy places the organism in Eukaryota, Metazoa, Chordata, Actinopteri, Perciformes, Gasterosteidae. The record is from RefSeq and is a predicted model, not a curated record.
CGCUGUGACUGACGCCUGCCCUCCGCUGCACCGAAAUGGGACGGCCCAUCGGGAACCGCCAGUCGCCGCCGCAGCGGCCACCGUUCUGAGGCUCCACUUCUACCACGGCGGCCAAGGAGCGGCGGAGUGCGGCUUCCUCGCCUACCCACCGGGGGACUACGUGGCGGAGGAGCUGUGUAUAGAUGCGGCGGCGGCGUGCAGUAUAUCGCCGCUGUACUGCAACGUUUUUGCUCUCUACCGAGAGCGAGACAGCUUGUGGUUUUCACCCAACCACAUCUUCCAGGUUGACGAAGUGGCCUCUGAAGAUGUGUUUUUCAGAAUAAGGUACUAUUUCCCUGGCUGGUACAGCGGUGGGUCAUCCAGAGCGUAUCGAUAUGGGGUUUCCAAAGGGUCAGAAAGCCCCGUCCUGGAUGACUUUGUAAUGUCAUACCUCUUCUCUCAGUGGAGGAACGACUUCAUCAAUGGCCGAGUGAAGGUCCCCAACUCCCAUGAGACCCAGGAAGAGUGCCUCGGCAUGGCUGUCCUCGAUAUGACGCGGACAGCCAAGGAGAGACAGAUGUCCCCGCUGGACAUCUACCACACAACGAGCUACAAGUCCUUCCUGCCCAAGGACAUGAGCGCUCAGAUCAAGGACUGCAACUUCUUGACACGCAAGCGAAUCCGAUUCCGCUUCAAGCGCUUCAUACAGCAGUUCAGUCAGUGUCGGACCACCGUGCGCGACCUCAAGCUCAAGUACCUCAUCAGCAUGGAGUCCCUGGAGAAGUCCUUCUACACGGAGACCUUCCAGGUCAGGGAACCGUCCAGCGGGCAGCUCGUCAUCCUGGUGGCGGCGGACUUUGGCAUCCAGUGGUGUCGAGAGAAGCUUAAGGAUUCCGACCAGGAGCUGCAGACGCUGUGUGACUUCCCUGACGUCACUGACAUCAGCAUCAAACAGGCCAGCAAGGAGGGGGCAGUCGAGUCUCGGGUGGUCACCAUCAACAAACAAGAUGGCAAGAAUCUGGAGCUGGAGUUCCUCAGUCUGCCUGAAGCCCUCUCCUUUGUGUCCCUCAUCGAUGGCUACUACCGGCUCACCACGGACGCACAUCACUACCUUUGUAAAGAAGUGGCUCCUCCCAGAGUUGUGGAGGCCAUCGCGUCACAUUGUCAUGGCCCCAUCUCAAUGGAAAGUGCCGUCAACCGGCUUCAGAAGUGUGGAAACAAACAAGGUUCGUUCAUUUUGAGAUGCAGCCCGAAAGACUUCAACAAGUAUUUCCUGACGUUCCCCGUUGAGGCAUAUGAUGCUUUGGAGUACAAGCACUGCCAGAUAACCCGGUCCGCCAGUGGGGAGUUCAACCUGAGCGGAACCAAAAGAACCUUCAGCAGCCUGCAGGAGCUUCUCAGCUGCUACCAAAAGGAGACGGUGCGCUCUGACCGCUGCAUUUUCCAAUUCAGCAAGUGCUGUCCACCUAAACCCAAAGAAAAGUCCAGCCUGCUUGUGUGUAGGAACAACAAGGGCUCCGAAGUGCCUCUCUCUCCGACUCUACAUCGACACAACAUCAACCAGAUGGUGUUUCACAAGAUCAGGAAAGAAGAUUUGGAAUUUAUGGAGAGUCUAGGCCAGGGGACAUUUACCAAGAUUUUUAAAGGUGUGCGCAAGGAGCUGGGAGAUUAUGGCCUCGUGCACCAAACGGAAGUCGUCAUGAAAGUCCUGGAUCAAGCCCACAGGAACUACUCUGAGUCUUUCUUUGAAGCUGCCAGCAUGAUGAGCCAGUUGUCCCAUAAACACCUGGUACUCAACUAUGGUGUGUGUGUUUGCGGCGAAGAAAAUAUCAUGGUGCAGGAGUAUGUAAAGUUUGGCACACUGGACACCUACCUGAAGAAGAACAGGAACCUGAUUAACAUCCUGUGGAAGCUGGAGGUGGCCAAGCAGCUGGCCUGGGCAAUGAACUUCCUGGAAGAAAAGCAGCUCGUCCACGGCAACGUGUGCGGCAAAAACGUUCUUCUGAUCAGAGAAGAAGACCGGCGGGCUGGAAACCCCCCCUUCAUCAAACUGAGUGACCCCGGCAUCGGCAUCACGGUCCUUCCCAAAGAAAUCCUGAUCGAGAGGGUGCCCUGGAUUUCCCCGGAGUGUGUCGAGGACCCAGCCAACCUGAGCCUGGCUGCGGACAAGUGGAGCUUUGGCGCCACGCUGUGGGAGAUCUGCAGCGGUGGGGAGAGACCUUUAGCAUCCCUGGACAACUCCAAGAAAACCCUGUUCUAUGAGGACCACCACCAGCUGCCGGCACCAAAGUGGACCGAACUGGCGAAUCUGAUCACCAGCUGCAUGGACUACGAGCCGUCUUUCAGGCCCACGUUUCGUGCCGUUAUCCGUGACCUCCACAGCCUCUUUACACCAGACUACGAGCUGAUCGUGGACAGUGACAUCCUGCCCAACAGGACUGUGGUCUCAAGCUGGUCCACCGGGGGCUUUGAGAGUCAGGAGCCCGCUCAGUUUGAAGAGCGACACCUCAUAUUUUUACAGCAGCUGGGAAAGGGGAACUUUGGCAGCGUGGAGAUGUGUCGAUACGACCCGCUCCAGGACAACACUGGGGAGGUCGUGGCCGUGAAAAAACUGCAGCACAGCACCGCAGAGCACAUCCGGGACUUUGAGCGGGAGAUCGAGAUCCUGAAAUCUCUGCAGCACGAGAACAUCGUCAAGUACAAAGGCGUUUGUUACAGCGCAGGACGCCGAAAUCUCCGUCUGGUCAUGGAAUAUCUGCCCUUCGGAAGUCUGCGCGAUCAUCUCAUGAAGAACAAGGAGAGGAUCGACCACAAGAUGCUUGUGCAUUUCACCUCACAGAUCUGCAAGGGUAUGGAGUACCUGGCGAGCAAGCGCUACAUCCACAGAGACCUGGCAACGCGGAACGUCCUGGUGGAGAGCGAGCUGAGGGUGAAGAUCGGGGAUUUCGGCCUCACCAAAGUUCUGCCUCAGGACAAAGAGUACUACAUGGUCAAAGAGCCAGGAGAGAGUCCCAUAUUCUGGUACGCCCCCGAGUCGCUGACUGAGAGCAAGUUCUCUGUGGCCUCAGACGUCUGGAGCUUUGGGGUGGUGCUUUACGAGCUCUUCACCCACAGCGACAAGACCUCCAGCCCUCCGGCAGUCUUCAUGUCCAUGAUGGGGAACGACAAGCAGGGACAGCUGAUCGUCUAUCACCUCAUUGAGCUCCUCAAGUCGGGCAGCAGGCUGCCUCAACCUCUGGGGAGUCCCGCGGAGAUACACGAGAUCAUGGAGGAGUGCUGGGACAACGACCCCGGCUUACGUCCUUCUUUCAAGGAGCUCUCCCUGCGCAUCGACCUGUUCCGGGACAGCAGGGAGUUUUAGACCGAGAGAUCACCCAAAGUGCCGCGCUCACCCUCAACCGAGUCGCUCUUAAACGUUUUGCUCCCGUUUGUGGCGAAGGAGGGAAAAGGGCCCAAACGAGGUCCUUCUGUGUCAGCGUGUGGACACGCAUGUUGUGACUGUGAGAAGCGGUGGAUCCAAACUUGGACCAGCUCAAAAACUACUGCCGAGGUUGCCUUUAAGCAAGGCACCAAACACCCGCCCCGCGUCCCCCAAGUGGAGCGGAGCAGAGUGCAGAUGGGGGCCUGGAUCGAAUGGUUGAAAAGUAGAGUCCAAGACUUUGUGGAGGCCCAGAAGAUGAUUGUCAGGCUUAAAGCCGGAGAUGCUUCUGUCAAACAAAGUCUCUCUGUGUGCGUGUGCGUGUGCGUGUGUGUGUGUGUGUGUGUGUGUAUACGAGAGUGUGUGUGUGUGUGUGCCCACAGUGUAAAUAUGUCCAGAAGAAUUUUAUAAAAUGAAAGUAUAGUAAAGUUCUAUAUGAACUACACGUCAGUCUAAAUGAAGUAUAUACGAAGGUGCGUUAAAAGUC